Messenger RNA from Striga asiatica, 1958 nucleotides. NCBI's taxonomy places the organism in Eukaryota, Viridiplantae, Streptophyta, Magnoliopsida, Lamiales, Orobanchaceae. The record is from the annotation of a GenBank genome assembly.
CCUUUAUUUGCUUGUCCGCCAUCAUUAAACCAUCGAUCAAUGAAGAUAGGCAGAUUCACAGCAUUACAAGGAACCGUAUGGUUGUUUUGAUGCAAAAUCUGUUAUAUUUCCUCAAAACCCUAUCACCUCCCUCGCUCAAUUUAUAUUCAAAACCCUCGUCAACUUCUACUCUUUACCAGUUUAUACCCUGCCUCCGAUCUCACAAAUCCGCUUCGAAAUCAGGCUGUUCUACCAAAUUACCAAUGUCAUCGUCGGCAACGAUAAAGUUGCCGGCGCCGCUUAUAGAAGAUGGCCAAGGUAGCAGAUUUUGGAUCAAGUUCAGAAAGGAGUGGACACAAGCUCUGUAUACCCCAUUUAUGGUCUGUUUGGCUGCCGGAAAUCUCAAACUCGACACAUUUCGCCAUUAUAUCGCGCAGGAUGUACAUUUCCUUCGUGCCUUUGCGAAAGCGUAUGAAAUGGCUGAGGAGUUUGCUGAUGACGAUGAUGCAAAAGUUGGAAUUUAUGAACUGAGGAAAAGUGUUCUUGAAGAGCUGAAAAUGCACGAUUCAUUUGUGCAACCUACCCCGACUUGCUUGGGACUAAAAGGCUAUGUUGUUGUUGUUGUUGUUGUUGUGGAUGAGUGGGGUUUUGAGUUUCCUAAAGAGAAUACUCCAAAUGCUGCAACCGUUAAGUAUACAGAUUUUUUACUGGCGACAGCAUCAGGAAAGGUUGAAGGAGUAAAAGCUCUGGGUAAACUAGAUACUCCAUUUGAAAAAACAAAAUUGGCAGCGUAUACUCUUGGUGCUCUGACACCUUGUAUGAGGCUUUAUGCCUUCUUGGGAAAGGAGUUGCAGGCGUUUCUUGACCCUGUUGCAGGCAUUCAUCCAUAUAAAAAAUGGAUCGAAAAUUAUUCAUCUGAUGUUUUUCAGGCAUCAGCUUUGCGAACGGAAGACCUGCUGGACAAGUUGAGUGUUUCUUUAACUGGAGAAGAACUUGAUGUUAUUGAAAAGCUCUAUAAUCAAGCUAUGAAACUGGAAAUUAAUAUUUUCCUAGCUCAGCCACUUGCUCAGAAAACCGUUGUUCCUCUAUGCAAAGAGCACAAUCCAGGGGAACAUUGUCUCAUGUUGUUUUCUGAUUUUGAUUUGACAUGCACUGUUGUGGAUUCAUCUGCUAUCCUGGCUGAAAUAGCAAUUCUAACAGCCCCGAAAUCUGAUCAAAGUCAAUCAGCAAAUCAAGUUGCUCAAAUGUCAUCCAUUGAUCUAAGAAGUACGUGGGCAGAACUUUCUAAGCAGUACACUGAAGAGUAUGAGCAGUGCAUAGAAAGUGUCUUGCUUCCCAGAGAAGACAAAUAUUUGUCUGAUGGGAAUUCUUCCACAGGAGGAAAUUUUGAUUAUGAAGGGCUCCGUGGAGCACUUCAACAACUUUCGGAUUUUGAGAAGAAGGCAAAUUUGAGGGUGAUUGAUUCUGGAGUACUGAAGGGUCUGAGUCUUGAUGAUAUAAAGCGAGCUGGAGAACGCCUAAUUCUCCAAGAUGGCUGUAAAGAUUUCUUCUCGAGUGCUAUUAGGAAUGAAAACUUGAACACAAACAUCCAUGUCCUAUCCUAUUGUUGGUGUGGUGAUCUCAUCAGAUCUGCCUUUUCCUCAGGUGGUUUAGACACUGUGAACGUUCAUGCGAAUGAGUUCAUCUACGAAAACUCUCUAUCCACGGGCGGAAUCGUCAAGAAAGUCGAGUCUCCAAUCGACAAAGUCGAAGCUUUUGCUGAAAUCUUAAACAAAAUGGCCAAGGAUUGGAAGAUUCUGAGCUUAUAUAUCGGCGAUUCAGUCGGUGACUUACUAUGCUUGCUCGAAGCCGACAUAGGUUUGAUUGAGAAACAGAAACAAUUCACUGAGGAUAGUGUUUCUAACUGGAAGGGUCUCUCGGGUGUCUUAUAUACAGUUUCUUGCUGGGCUGAGAUUCGUGCUUUUAUCCUGGGCUCAUAG